Neoarthrinium moseri is the source of this 363-nucleotide messenger RNA. RefSeq lists its product as uncharacterized. The record is from RefSeq and is a predicted model, not a curated record. The coding region runs from base 1 to 363 and encodes 120 amino acids. The transcript has a single exon. NCBI's taxonomy places the organism in Eukaryota, Fungi, Ascomycota, Sordariomycetes, Amphisphaeriales, Apiosporaceae.
AUGGCCUCGGCGGUUGACAUUCAAAGCUACAGCACGUUGGUAUCGGCAGCCUCGUCAAGAGUGGAUGGAGACAACUCGGGAGCAACGUUUGGCAGCCUUGCAAGCCUCCGCUGGGAUCAGCAGCCUGGCAGAGCUGGGCAAUGGGCGCCUGGCCUGCCUGGGACUUGCCCGUCAUCAAAUGGCGGGGUAGCUCCGGGCCUGGCGCCCGCCCACUCAACUCCUCCCUUGAGGCUGGUUGGCUGGCUGGGCCCCAGUGGGCCGGGCUGGCAGAGAGGCACUGGAGGCCCGCCGACCGUUCGGUUCGUUCAGCCUCACGCGGGGCUACCAGAAUCCAACAAGAAGGCUCCCCAUCCCAAGCCCUAA